Molecule: messenger RNA, 747 nt
Organism: Ectocarpus siliculosus
Lineage: Eukaryota; Phaeophyceae; Ectocarpales; Ectocarpaceae
Source: the annotation of a GenBank genome assembly
AUGUCAUCUCUUCGCAAUGCCGUCAAGCGCGUGGAGCACAAAGAGCGGGCUCAGCCAGCCUCGCGGAGAAAACUCGGGUUGCUGGAGAAACACAAGGACUAUGUCCUCCGAGCUCGCAACUAUGGCAAGAAGCGGGAUCGCAUGCAGGCCCUCAAGCUCAAGGCGGCCAUGAAGAACCCCGACGAGUUCUACUUCGCGAUGCACCGAAAGAAGACCGAGGGGGGCGUUCACGUGCUCGACGGCGCCGAGACUCUGCCGCACGACGUUGUUCAGCUGCUCAAGACACAGGACCUGGGGUACGUGUCGACGCACCGAUCGGCCGACGAACGAAAAGCGGCAAAGCUCCGGGAGUCCCUGCACAUGCUUGAGGCGGGGCCCCGCAACAAGCACACCAUAUUCUUUGACUCGGAGAAGGAGGCAAAAGAGUUUGACGUUGCGAAGCACUUCGACACGGUGCCGGAGCUGGCGGACAGGGCGUUCAACCGGCCUCGAAAGGAUACGCUCGAGAAGGCACAGGUUACCGGAGCGACGAACAGGAGACAGCUCAAGAAAGUGCUGAAGAAGCGAGACGCGUCGUACAGCGAGCUCAUGCAGCGGUUGGAAAGGGCGGAGAAAAUGAAAAAGGCAGAGGUGCACCUCGAGGCGCAGCGCAAGGUGAUGAACUCGAAGGGCACGAAACGGAAGGUGCAGGAGGCCAAGGACGGCAGACCCGCGGUGUACCGGUGGAAGAAAGAACGAUCAAGAUAA